Messenger RNA from Schistocerca piceifrons (Central American locust), 1227 nucleotides. Its product is annotated as ankyrin repeat, PH and SEC7 domain containing protein secG-like. Gene Ontology annotation, molecular function: protein binding. The transcript has 2 exons. The coding region runs from base 1 to 1227 and encodes 408 amino acids. The record is from RefSeq and is a predicted model, not a curated record. NCBI's taxonomy places the organism in Eukaryota, Metazoa, Arthropoda, Insecta, Orthoptera, Acrididae.
AUGGAAAUGCAUCGAGAAUCCAGUGGAACUAGUCAACUGGACGAGAGUGACUGUUGCACACCAUUGUACUUAGCAACCAACAGCGGUAGCGCAGAAUUUGUCAAGUUGCUGGCCUAUGAAGUCAAAAACCUUUGGUUGACAGAUCGGUAUUCUCUCACAGUACUGCACUAUACUGGCGAUGAUGAAAGUUUGAAGCGCCUCCUACAUGCAGCUGCUCAUAGCAUCCCGGUGAGAGGCAUCUUUAACACACUUCUGCUUGAGACAGCAAACAGAGGUAACGCCUUGCGUGUGAGGCAGCUGUUGCAAGCGAAAACAGAUGUGACAGCGAGGAUCGCUAACAGUGUCAGUGCCGUGCUAUGCACUGUACUGAGCAGCAACCCAGUGUGUUCGAGGCAUCUCCCGAAAGUUGGUGUAGAUAUGCAGGAGAAAAAGGGUUCUGGUUUCACACCCCUAAGCUGGGCACCAGAAGAAGACAGUUCAGCAUAUGUCAGGCUACUGGUGGAAGCAGGAGCUGAAGUGCACAGGAGGAACAAAGGUAAUGACACACCUCUACAUUUUGCCAGCCUGUCCAGUGACACAGAAUGUGUGAAACGACUUUUAGAAGUCGGUGCAAUGGCGGUAAGAGAGGAUAAUCGUGGAAGCACACCACUGCACUACGCAGCAUCUGUGGGCAAUGUUGAAAGUGUGAGGCUGAUGCUGGACACCGGGGCAUACCCCGAGAAAUGUGUGAAGCUACUUUUAGAAUUUGGUGCAAGGGUGUCAAAAGUGGAUAAUCGUGGUAACACGCCACUGAAUUAUGCAGCAUCUGUGGGCAACGCUGAAAGUGUGAGGCUGCUGCUCGAGGCCGGGGCAUACUUGGGGCAAGUGAAUGAAGAUGGCCAGACCGCACUACAUUUCGCCAGUAUGUCCGGUGACACCGAGUGUGUGAAGCUACUUUUAGAAUUUGGUGCAAGGGUGGUAAAAGUGGAUAAUCGUGGUAACACGCCACUGCACUAUGCAGCAUCUGUGGGCAAUGCUGAAAGUGUGAAGCUGCUGCUCAAGGUCGGGGCAUAUCCCGAGCAAGUUAAUAAAGACGGGCAGACUCCACUUCAUGUUGUUGGCGUGUCCAUAGACAUUCAGUGUGUGAGACGAGUUUUGAAAGCUUGUUCCAUAGUCGCAACACGUAACAAUCAUUACAAUAUACCAAUCUACUGUGCAGCAGUAAAGGGCAUGAGCAAGAGGUAUUAA